This is a messenger RNA of Parastagonospora nodorum SN15, 622 nucleotides long. RefSeq lists its product as hypothetical. Lineage: Eukaryota; Fungi; Ascomycota; Dothideomycetes; Pleosporales; Phaeosphaeriaceae. The transcript is spliced from 3 exons. Bases 80 to 622 code for a protein of 180 amino acids. The record is from RefSeq and is a predicted model, not a curated record.
GGCGGGCCCGCAAAUAUCGUCAUAGGUCAGGUCGGUGAUCCAGCUUCGACUCUGAAAGCUUGGUGCCCGCUAAUUUACUAUGAUCUAUAAGGAUGGGUACAAAAUCCGCUUGAUACUCCACGACUCGCAAAUUCGGACCUUAUCCCGUUGCUUAAACGGCACCGAAGUCGAGGUUUGCACUCUCGAUUACACUGCUAGAUCUCAUGCACCGAGCACUAAUGGGACCACAUUAACACUCUCAGCAUUCAACCUCGACCGCUUUUCCUAUCGGCAGGAUAUUUCCCGGGACACCAUCCGCGUCUCAAAAACACUCUUGAAAGAAGCGCUCGCCAACAUUACAAUCUCAGCUCUGACCAUCAACAAAUGGUACCAACUAGUCAACGGUACGAUCUCCUACAACUACGCGACAUACCAAUUCAACAACAAAUUCAGCUUCUUCCCACCAUAUGGACUGUCCCAGCUGUUGAUAUUACCGUUAGUCUCGGGAGGGCAUGAGGAUAUUCCUAAGGAGCUUGAGAAGCUCAAAGUCCGUUUUGCGGAGUUGUUGGACGAUAGCGGACCGCCUACUCAAGAGUGCCUCUACUCAAGCAUCCCAUGGGAUCUGCGUAUCAAAAUGCGGUAG